Molecule: messenger RNA, 582 nt
Organism: Myripristis murdjan (pinecone soldierfish)
Lineage: Eukaryota; Metazoa; Chordata; Actinopteri; Holocentriformes; Holocentridae
Product: gonadotropin subunit beta-1-like
Exons: 3
Coding region: 196-582 (128 amino acids)
Biological process (GO): ovulation; G protein-coupled receptor signaling pathway
Cellular component (GO): cytoplasm; extracellular region
Molecular function (GO): hormone activity
Source: RefSeq, a predicted model, not a curated record
AUAGCUGCAUGCCAAGGUUGCAGAGAUUAGAGGUGCUUAGAGGUGCAGAUGUACAGUAUUUAAGCAACGGCGUGGACAGUCAGGUCAGCUGAGAGCAGAUGCAGAUGAUUAGAGACUAAGCAGAAGAAACAAGACUUGCAGCUGAAGUCCAAAGCCUCAAAACCCCACAGGCACCUGUACUGCACCGUGCCCAGGAUGCGGCUAGUUGUCAUGGCAGCGGUGUUGGUGCUGGCGGGGGCGUGGCCAGGGCCGGGGGCGUGGCCAGGGCCGGUCUGUGACUUUGGCUGCCGUCCAGAGAACGUCAGCCUGACGGUGGAGAGCUGCGGCCGGGCCGAGCAGGUCCUCACCACCGUGUGUGAGGGCCGCUGCUACCAGGAGGACCCCGUCUACAUCGGCCCGGAUUACUGGCCCAGGCAGACCAUCUGCAGCGGCGACUGGUACUACGAGGUGAAGCACAUCAAAGGCUGCCCGGUGGCCGUCAGCUACCCCGUGGCCCGGAGCUGCAUGUGCGCCCCGUGUGAAACCACCAACACGUACUGCGGACGCUUCCCCGGUGACCUGCCCAGCUGCCUGUCCAAAUAA